Trichomonas vaginalis G3 is the source of this 4572-nucleotide messenger RNA. RefSeq names its product guanylate cyclase protein. The transcript has a single exon. Lineage: Eukaryota; Parabasalia; Trichomonadida; Trichomonadidae. The record is from RefSeq and is a predicted model, not a curated record. Gene Ontology annotation, molecular function: guanylate cyclase activity; peptide receptor activity. The coding region runs from base 1 to 4572 and encodes 1523 amino acids. Gene Ontology annotation, biological process: receptor guanylyl cyclase signaling pathway; intracellular signal transduction; cGMP biosynthetic process.
AUGUCUUCGUUUUGGACAACACACAAUAACGCAAAUGUCGACAAAAUACAGAAAUGGGCAGAUAUAAUUCUAUUAUUUAUAAAGAAACCAUAUGAUACAAAAGAAGCUUUUAUUAAAGAAAUGAUUUUCUUUGCUCUUUGCAUGAUUUCAAUUUCAUUGAUUGUCCUUCAAUUGUUAUAUUACAAACUUCAUCGUAGAUUUAUACGAUUUUUAUUAAGUCCGAUACAAGGAUAUGAUUUACUUGGCUCCUUGGGAAUUUUAUCUUCUUCGAUGACAAUUGGGGAAAAUUUUAACAAAAUAACACUUCACGAAACAGAUGUUUAUCUCGUAAUAUCUACCAUUGUUGCUGUUUUCAACAUAAUUUAUGAAAUUUCAUAUCAUACACUCUCUAUGAAAUUAUAUUCGAAAAAUGUUGCCUUAACGAAUGUUCCAUUUCUGAAUUUCGAUCCAUCAAUCAAUUGGGAAGUCAUUGUAGUUAAUUCCAUAUGCAUAAUCCUCACGUAUAUUUUCCAAUAUUUCGCAGACUGGGCAUAUCUGCUUGUUAUAUGGCCACACUUCGGAUUUUUCCUCUAUUUUGUAUCGCUAACAUUCAAAAUCGGGUUUAUUGUUGAUAUUUCCAAUGCUUUGAUGUUUUCAAUAACAUUAACUGCUGUUUUAUUGGAUAUUGUCACGUUUAUAGUACAUUUUGCUAAUAACAUCAAUCAUAACGUUCCAUUCAUCAUUGCAGUAGUCUUUUUCUUGAUAAAUCCGAUAAUCGGAAUAAUUUUCUUUUCAAUUCGCGAGAAAAAGAUAAUUAAAGAGCUUAGUGAUGAAACCGACAGCGUAAGAGAAAACAGAAAAGAUUAUUAUGACUCUUUGAAAAUUGCAAAAUCUGUUGGCCAUGCGACAAUGUACUUAACUGUUGGCAUUACUCAUGCUUGUCCGAUGCUAUAUGACUUUUCAUUGAUAGAAUAUCUGUUUUCUUCGAAGAUUUCCGAUGAAUUUCUUCCUUUUUUGAUACAAAUCGUAAACUUUUUCCCAGAAGAGACAAGGCUUUUGAACAGAUUGACUAUGGCAUUGACGUCAAAGAAGGGUUUACCUUAUGAUCAGAGAUUUUUGAUUUUUGAAAUUUAUAAAGUCAAAACUUUGAGGCAAUUUUCUGCUUCUGCUGAUUCAAACUUCAAGUUGGCAGAGAUGAAAUCACUUUCCAGACAGUUGGAAGCUGAAAUUAAGGAAGUUUUGGACUCAAAUAGAAAAAUUAAAUUUUCCUACUUUGAAUAUCUGUCGAUUAAGACCAAAAGAACUGAUGCCAUCUGGAAAGAAGCACUAACGACAUAUCCGAACAGUUCAAAAUUCUGUGAAGAGUAUUGCAGAUUUUUAAUUGAGUGUAAAACGGAUUAUAUCGAAGGAAUUAAGAUCAAAUACAGAGAGAAUAUGAUUGAAAUGGGUAGAAGUUACUCUGUUGACUUUUCUUUCCGCUCAUUAGUAAAAUUAUUUCCGAAAUACCUCACAAACGACAUUCUUGAUCUCAAAGGACGUGUCAUUCGGAAAAGGAUGAAUCUCAGUCGCAGCAGGAAUUCUUCUAGUGCUAACUUUGGCUCUUCUUCCAGUUCGAACAUUGCACACAGCCAAAAUUCAUCCGAAAUCGAUGAUUCAUUACAAGAAUCAAUCGGAAAGAAAUCUUUCCAUUUAGCAAAACAAAGAAUAGCUCUUCAUCGUGCUCUUGUUAACAAGUAUCCUAAGUCUUUAAAGUGUAUAAUUCCUCUUGCAAUUGUUAUUCUUAUUAUUGUUUCUAUUCUUGUUUUGUUUAUUUUCUUUUACGCGAGAUCUCAAAUGAUUGCAGCCACAGAAUCAAUGAAUUUAUUGGAUGCGAUGUCUAAAACAAGGUUUUACAUCGCUAUCAAUGAUAUGCAGAUCAUUUUGAGGAUGUGCAAUGAUAGAAAUAAUUUCGGAAGAUACAGUUCAAUUAUAAAAGCAUUAGAUCGUGAAUGUGAAUCAGAAGAUGUUAUAUUUGAAUCAGAAAAAGAUUAUUUAGUUCAAAGUUUUCCAAAUUUACAUAACGCGAUGAAUGAAUUCACCAAUUUAAUUAAUGACAUUGCAUCAAUGGCUAAUCAAGGAAUGAAUGUUUUCAACAUCGCAUCUCAUUUGUUAACAAACAAGUUUAUGUUGUAUACUUGUUAUGGUGGAUAUCCUGUUUAUUAUGUCAAUGAAACAAUCACUACAAUGGUUACUGUAUUUUUCGCACAUCAAUCAUUUAUCAUCACAAAAAUUAAUUCAAAUAUUUCUGACAUGUAUUCUUAUCAUCAAUUUUGUGAAUUGUUAUCUAACUUGAAGAUGUUUUACACAUACAUUCCUGAGGUAUUCACUGACUUCUGCAAUUUCCAAAUUGAUCAAGGAAGUGCAGUAAAAGAUAAGUUUUCAACAAUAGGAAUAGUUAUUCCAAUAAUCAUUGCAUUGAUUUUUUUCCUUCCUAUUUUAACUCUUCAUUUAUUGAUCAAGAAAUCAGUAAAUGAAAUAACAGAAAUCUUGUUUUCAUUGGAUACAAAAACAAGACAAGAUGCAAAAGAAAUGAUUUAUUAUUCAGAUGAUAAUGAAAAUUUGAAACAAACAGAAAAUCAUCAUCAAAGUUUUAUAAGUGUUUGUUAUAUUUUUGUUAUAUUAUUUAUUUCUUUGAUUAUUGUUGUUUUAGCUGUUUUAAUGUGUAUGAUUAUUAUUAAUUCUAUUAAUCACGUAAUUGAUCUAAAUAGAUGGGAUCAAUUAGCAACAUUAAGAUUGUCUUUAACUGCUGAAGUUAUGAAUACUUUGACAUUCGGAUUAACUUUACAUGAUAAUCCAGGAUUAACUCGUAUUUCAACAAAAGAACAAGCCGCAGAAAUGAUCUAUGUAUUGGCAAUGAACUUAAAGUCAUCUAAUGAGAAGUUAUUAUUAGGAACUGAUGAUGUUUCUCCUUGUUCAGGUUUCGAUGAAAUUUUAGAUAAAGAGAAUUUUCAAGAUGAAUCGAUUAACUCAGAUAAUUUAGAACUGCAUGAGAUAUACAUGCAUGGAUCGAUUAAUUCACAACUGAAAAUAUUACUUGAUAACAUUAAAACAAUUGUUGAAGAAUUAUACAUUUCUCCAACUUUGUCAAAUGAUGCUUAUUCAACAAAUGUUCAUUUAUUGAGUCAUCAUUUAUCAAAGAAAUUAAUGAAAGUCACUGAUAGACUCAAAGAAUUAUCUCAUAUAGAAUAUAAUGAUAUGUCUGCAGAUUUGGCUUAUUUGUUGAUUCCUUGUUUCAUUUUAGUUAUUUUAUAUGCAAUUGUUAUUGUUGUUUAUUACAAUAUAAUGAAAUUGACAUAUGAAGGCGCAAUUUCUAUUUUGAAGAGAAUUAAUCCUCUCCAUUUGAUCAACAACAAAUUAUUCAUUCAGAAGUUUAUGAUGAAACAAACAACAAAUACAAAUGAGAUCCAGAAAACUGUUUCCGGUUCAAUUAUCCAUAAUUUUGAUGAUGUUGUUUUGUGUACAAAUGUUUAUGGUGUUAUUGAUAUUGUUAAUACAUCAGCAACAUCUAUUCUUGGCUAUUCAUUGGACCAAUUAUUAGGACAGAAUGCAACUUCAUUUUUAGUCCAAGCUGAUGAAGAAAAAAUUGUUACACAAGUAGAUAACAUGAGAAACAACAGGAGUUCAUCAAAUGUUUUUGUUGAAGAUGUAGCAGUGUUGACAGACACGAAUCAAUUAGUUCCAUGCAAAUUAACAUUGUUAGGAAUUAAAAACAAUAAUGAUGAAUUGAAAUCAUUUGUUUUUAUUUUGCAUGAUCAAUCACAACUUGCAAAACAACAAGAAGAAGCAGAAAAAGCUAAAGCAACUUCAGAGAAAUUGCUUUACCAGAUAUUACCAAGAGAUAUUGUUAUCAGACUCAACAGAGAUGAAACAGAUAUCACAUUCACUGUUAAUUCGUCAACAAUUUGUUUCAUUGACAUUGUUAAAUUCAGUGAAUAUUCAUCACAUUUGAGUCCACAAGAGAUUAUGUAUAACUUAAGUUAUUUCUUUGGAACUAUUGAUACUAUUUCAUCUAAAUUCAAUUUGCUGACGAAGAUCAAAGUUAUUGGUGAUAUCUAUAUGUGCGCAUCUGGUUUGUUUGAUGACAGCAACGAACACGCCGAACAAAUGAUUUUGUUUGCAAACGAAUUCGUCAGAGAGUUGGAUGAAAUAAAUAUCAAACUUGAUUGCAAUUUGAGUGUAAGAAUUGGUGUAAAUAGUGGCGGACCAAUUCUUGGAUGUGUUUUAGGAAAAGAGAAACCAGUUUUCGAUAUCAUUGGAGAUCCCAUUAACGUUGCUUCCCGUCUUCAAAGUACUUCGCCUCCAAAUUGCAUACAUAUGUCACAAGGUACUUAUGACAUGGUUUCUAAUUUGAAUUUUGAUAUUAAACCAAGAGGAGAAGUUUAUUUGAAAGGAAAAGGAAAAACUAACACAUAUUUGAUGAAUCCUCUUCAAACACUAAUGGCACAGAACUCUCAACUUGAUGGAAAUCCAUUGUCAAUUGCAGGAUCUCAAAUUCGAUUGGUUUCUCAAUUAUCUCCAAUACAAUCCGAACUUAUGUUCCAGAAACAGGUAUAA